Molecule: messenger RNA, 1907 nt
Organism: Triticum aestivum (bread wheat)
Lineage: Eukaryota; Viridiplantae; Streptophyta; Magnoliopsida; Poales; Poaceae
Product: protein trichome birefringence-like 16
Exons: 5
Coding region: 317-1663 (448 amino acids)
Cellular component (GO): Golgi apparatus
Molecular function (GO): O-acetyltransferase activity
Source: RefSeq, a predicted model, not a curated record
UCUAGACCGUACUACUUACCACUCGUGUACGUGUUGCUCCGUGCCGCAGCCCCACUGGACCACACAGCCGAGUAACCACAACCGCAAACCGCCCCCCAGCACCUGGCCGAGAGCCGGGGCCUCCUUGUCUCACCUCGCCGCCGGCCGGCCGGCUCUGGCCGGCUUUGGAGAGAAGCGAGCCUCUUAUCCUAUCCCUUCUCGGCGGCGGGUUGCUCGGCCGGCGAGCUCAAGCUCCAAUGUCAGUCAGUACGGCUGCGUGCCAUCACCACGUAUCUCUCAUUUGAAGAAAUCUGUGCUUCAAGUUCAGUAGAGGAGAAUGAGGCUGGUGUGUGUAAAUGGCCUGAGAUUCAGGCACCUCAGGCUUGCGUUCCUCGCCAUCUUUGCGGCGUUUCUUCUUUGGAAAUGGGAGAAGGGAUCACUGUACAGUCCUGGUAUCCUCCGACCGGAGCCAUUGGUCUUGAAUCGGAAUACCUCCAUGGAGGAAGAUCCCCCCAUCAUCGAUCCAUUGGUGCAGUCGGUCACUGAAGUAGGAAAGGAAGGCAUUUCUGCGCCUCCACCUCUGACCAUAGUUCAUAACUCUGAAGAUGUCGCUGAUAACGCGGGAACAGCACCUCCUCAGAAGAAAGAAUGUGACUACAGGAAUGGAGAAUGGGUUCCUGAUAACCGCAGGCCACUGUAUUCUGGCCCCAGAUGUAAAAGAUGGCUCUCUGAGAGCUGGAACUGCAGAUUGACACAACGCACAGAUUUCGCUUACGAGAAAUUUAGAUGGCAGCCUGAAGGCUGCAAUAUGCCACUGUUUCAAGCUGCCCAAUUCUUGACAAGAAUGCAGGAUAAAACCAUUGCUUAUGUAGGCGACUCUUUAGGGAGGCAGAUGUUCCAGUCGAUGAUAUGCAUGCUUGCAGCAUCUGGGAAACAUCAUUCAGAUGUGGAGGAUGUUGGCUCCAAGUACGGAAUGGCCCAGACACAUCGUGCAAAACGACCAACACGGUCAGUAGGCUCGGCCUACCGGUUCCGGAGCACAAACACGACCGUCCUGUAUUACUGGUCAUCAACACUCUGUGAUCUGGAGCCUCUCAGGCGAUCAAAUCCAGCUGCCGGUUACGCCAUGCACCUUGAUCGCCCACCUUCGUUUCUCAAGAAGAACCUUCACAGGCUCCACGUCCUGGUUCUGAACACCGGGCAUCACUGGAACAGGGGUAAGCUGAAGGCGAACAAGUGGGAAAUGUACGCCUCGGGAGCACCGAAUAACAAUCGAGAGAUCGCCAGCAUGUGGAAGGCGAAGAACUUCACUAUACAUGGUGUUAUUAAGUGGCUAGAUGCCCAGCUUCCUAGAUAUCCCCACCUGAAGGUGUUCUACAGGUCACUGUCACCAAGGCAUUUCUUCAAUGGGGAGUGGAACACCGGAGGCACUUGCAACAACAAGGAUCCUUUGGCCAAGGGUAACAGGGUAUUUCAGAAUCAUUCUGAAGAUGCCGACGGCGAGGGAGCGGUCAAGGGCACUAGGAUCAAGCUCUUGGAUAUCACCGCGCUUUCACGGCUACGGGACGAAGGGCACAUAUCAAAGUACAGUAUCAGAGCUACACCAGGGGUCCAAGAUUGCCUGCACUGGUGCCUUCCAGGUGUUCCAGACACAUGGAAUGAAAUACUGGCCGCUCAACUGUAGGCACUUGGCUGCUGUCAGGGCAGGCUCAGAGGUUUAUAUUCAUCUUAACCCGUCUUUAGAAGCUUUGCUCAUCGUAAGUUAUGAUAAGCUAGCGAAGGGCGUCUUUCCAUCAUGAAAGUUAUGAUAAGCUAGCGAAGGGCGUCUUUCCAUCAUGAACGGAGUACAGUUCAUGAACGUUACUUUUCACCAUGUAACUCUGUAACACUUGUUAUGCCGGUAUACAGUUCAAAAACAUUCUUUUCAA